Molecule: messenger RNA, 1943 nt
Organism: Anopheles maculipalpis
Lineage: Eukaryota; Metazoa; Arthropoda; Insecta; Diptera; Culicidae
Exons: 2
Coding region: 18-1943 (641 amino acids)
Biological process (GO): regulation of transcription by RNA polymerase II
Cellular component (GO): nucleus
Molecular function (GO): zinc ion binding; RNA polymerase II cis-regulatory region sequence-specific DNA binding; DNA-binding transcription factor activity, RNA polymerase II-specific
Source: RefSeq, a predicted model, not a curated record
AGUGUUCAGGGUGCCCGAUGUCGGAAGGGUUGCAGAAAAUGCACCUCGAAAAUGUUUGUCGCCUCUGCCUAACGGAUGCCUCCGAGGCGGGAGAUAUGUUUCCGAUCUUCCCUGUACGUGGUGGCAAUCCACACAGUUCAACGUCCGUGGUGCAUCGGAUACUGCAGUGUACAUCCCUUAGGCUCGAACAAACUGAAGGUGUCCCUGCCACAAUAUGCGAACUGUGCAGUGUCCGCCUGGAGGAUUGGCACGCCUUCCGCGAACAGUGUAUCGGAUCGGACGAAUACCUUCGGGUGACGCUCCGGCACGCAUUCUACCCGGACGAAGGACAAACAUCACAAAUCAAUCCAUCGAUUCCCGUACCACCCGGCAGUUCUCCUCCUGCACAGUCUACCGGAGGUACAGAUGAUCUGUUAGCAAAAGCAUCACUUGUCGGUAGAAACGUGUCCAAAACACCGCCACCACCAGCCUCGUCCCGCUUAAGCUUAGCUAAACGCCGACAGAGCACGUUCGAGUUUCCCGUUUCCGAUGGGAAGGGAAAUCCGACCGAUCAGACCGUUGUGGUUGAGGUGCUCGGUGUCUCUAAGGAACCGGAGCAAGCCAAACGUUCCUCACUCGCAUCGUUCGAGUUGGGAAAGUCGAACGGCGGAUUCUCCUCGAUCGAUAAUACACUGCUCGAGCAGGCCAGCUGGUCCAAAGAGUACUGUGCACGGGUCAACAACCUAAUGGUGGUGGGAAAUGGGACACGUCCGUUCAAGUGUAAGGUUUGCCGUAGAAUGUUUAACAAUCGUACGAAUUUACGGCGUCACAUAAAGGCACUGCAUGCGGAUGAAGUCCUUGAAGGUGAAAGUCCUCCACCGGAAUGUUAUGGCUAUGGGUCAAUGCAAUCGUUUACGGAACAAUCAUCAAACUACGGAGAAAUGUCUCAUCCACCGGCGGUGAAAAAGAAGAGGAAGAGUACGGAUCCACCAAUCACUGGACCGUACAAGUGUGAGGUUUGCCCACGAUCGUUUAAAAUGCCAGCCCAUUUGGCGGUCCACAGGAAGACGCAUCGGCAGAUCGAGUUUGAUCAGUCGGAACUGUCGCGAGCGAUCGAGCAACAGAAGCGACAGAUGCAGCAACAGCACCGAGAGCGAUCAUCGUCAGCAGUUUCGUCGGAGGUGGAUAGAACGCGCAAGGCGACGAUCACCACGAUCGAUCAGAGCGAUAUUAUACAGCUUUCGGACGAUGAUGAUGAGGAUCAGGAGGAGGCGCCGGAGGAGGAAGCGAAGGGAAUGUCCCUACACCGGACAUUCUUUGCGAGCGAUGAACUAGAUGAUGGAUUUGAUGAGGAGGAAGGCAAUAGUUCCAAGGAAACCAGCUCACUUGAGACUGAUCUACGGCCUGAUCCUUCCUCACUUGCGAUCGUUCAAAUUGGAGCAGAAGAUGAUGCUACAGCUGCUGCUAUUUCGGAACCGCAUAUUAAGGAGGAGGAUGAGGACGUUAUGGUGAUCCAGGAAGGGCAAAGCAGCCCAUCUCCAAGCCAACCCAAACCGGGUCCUUCCUCACGUGCUCCACCUGGACCACUUUCCUCGAAGCUUAAAUACACCAACCAAGCGGUGUCUAGCCAAAAGUCACACCACCUUACAGCACGCCCUCUAGAAGAUCUUCAGCGGAAGCAAAAGCCGGAACAGCAGCAACCUUCGUCCUUCUCUUCAGCCACUACCAGUGUCCAUCGGUGUCAUCUCUGCCGACACACCUUCACAAGGGAAGAUCUACUAAGGGAUCAUCAGAAAUCGCACCAGCACGAUUCGCCGUGCGCUUAUCGGUGUGGUUGGUGUAAGAAAGGGUUCCGCUAUCGGCAAAACUACACGCUGCAUCUGGAGAAGCAAACCUGUCGGCUUAUAAAUGCGGAUCCGGUUCGUACAAUGCAGCAGCAGCAACAGGCGGGCAAAUGUACUUAA